Messenger RNA from Syzygium oleosum, 1689 nucleotides. Its product is annotated as WAT1-related protein At3g28050-like. Bases 157 to 1209 code for a protein of 350 amino acids. Gene Ontology annotation, cellular component: plasma membrane. NCBI's taxonomy places the organism in Eukaryota, Viridiplantae, Streptophyta, Magnoliopsida, Myrtales, Myrtaceae. The transcript has 7 exons. Gene Ontology annotation, molecular function: transmembrane transporter activity. The record is from RefSeq and is a predicted model, not a curated record.
AAGUAACACAGACAAUCUUCAUUUGUCCGACAGUCCAUCACCCAAUAAAUUGGGAGUCUGGGACUGAAACCUCUGUUGCGCUGUGUGUUUGGUUGCCUGAGUGUGGUCUCUGAGAGAGAGUGAGAGAGAGAGAGAGAGAGAGAGAGAGAGGGAGAGAUGGGUCGGAAAGAGUGGUGUCAGAGGGAGUUGGUUCCAUUUUCGGUUGUGAUCACCGUGGACAGCAUCGCGGUGGGCGCGACCACGCUGUUCAAGGCGGCCAACUCGAGAGGGAUGAGCUCCCACGUUUUCCUCGUCUAUGGUUACGCCAUUGCUUCUCUUCUUCUCCUCCCGGCUCCUUUCUUCUCUCUCAAAUCAAGAGUGCUUCCUCCUCUCAGCUUGGCCAUAUUUGCGAAAAUUGGCCUUCUUGGGCUCGUUGGGGGUUUUUCACAGAUUUUGGGCUAUGCUGGGAUUAGCCUGAGUUCUCCAACUCUUGGUUCAGCCAUCAGCAACCUCACUCCAGCUCUCACUUUCAUACUUGCCAUCCUUUUCAGGAUGGAGGAGGUGUCAUUGAACAAAAGAAGCAGUCAGGCCAAGAUCAUCGGGACCGUACUGUCAAUUACCGGCGCAUCUGUCAUCACUCUCUAUAGAGGUCCCCCAGUUAUCUUCACUCCGAAACCUUCUCUCUCGCCUUAUCCACUUGUGCACGCAUCGAACUCGAACUGGGUCGUUGGGGGAAUUCUCCUCACUGCUGAUUAUAUUUUGAUCACUUUGUGGUACAUUCUUCUGAAACAGAUAAUGAAGGUGUAUCCGGCAGAACUGACCGUAAUCUUCUUUUACGCUGUGGUUGUGACCUUCAUGACCGCCAUUGUCUGCUUUGUGACGGAACAUGAUAUGAGUGCUUGGAGAGUGCAGGGUAUAGGACUGGCCUCGGUAAUAUUGUCGGGCCUCGUUGAACGAUGCUUAUCCAGCAUCGUUCACACAUGGGCAAUCCGGUUGAAAGGGCCUUUCUAUGUCGCGAUGUUCAAGCCGUUGUCAAUUCCCAUAGCUGUUGCCAUGGGUGUCUUCUUUCUUGGAGACACACUUCAUCUGGGAAGUCUUAUAGGAGCGGCCAUACUGUCCAUUGGGUUCUAUAUUGUAAUGUGGGGGAAGGCUAAAGAGGAAAUGGUUGAGGAGUCUGUAGAGAGUCGGUUGGAAUCACCGUCCAUUCAAAAAGUCCCUCUACUGCGAUGACCGUUGAUACAAAUGAAGUGUAGAACAAAUUUUUUGAGAUGGAUAGAAGAUUGGUGCUGCUUGGAAGCUUUGUGAAAAGGAUUCCUCGCCCUCAGUAAGCCUGCACAAAUAGGUGUCCAUGUUGUACUUAUCAUUGAUCUAAGUCCAAGUAUCAAACCAUGACUGCCCGUCGAUCCCAAAAAACCAGAUUGCUUGUUCAAACCAUUGAGAGGUGUGGAUGGAGGGCGUCGCUCCAAGCACAAAACCGAGCUGUGGCUUGCAAGAAUAAUAAGUCUCUUGCUUCCAAGAUUAUCCAUCUUGAUGUGCAAGUCUCUAGUCAGUAGUUACAGAGAUAUGUUGCUUUGAAUUUGAAUCAAUGCUGCCUAAAAUGUAUUUCAAGAUGAAAAAAGAUGAACUAAGCGCACGUAUACCCGGUUGCCAAAAGUUUUUACGAUCUUAUGCACAUAUAGUCUCUAUAAAGGUGGUCUCACAUGAUUGUUA